AUGGGGUUACGCACUGGUCUCAUCAUAGGGGCGACGUCGUUCUUGUUAGGGACGCUCGCCAUGCAUUGGACUGCCGACCACCUGAUCCUCUGGCAAUCACCGGUGACCUACGAUUCGGUCGUUACCGCAUAUACCUACUACCAGGAUACCAUGGUUGAGAUGCCAUCCAUCUUUAGCAAGCUUUUGCACACCGUCGGCACCCUAGCGGCACUGCUGCUCAUAUCCAAGGCGCUCGGUGGUCGCGAAAGCAAUUGGCUAUUUGAUGGAGCCUCGCUCUUCCUCUUUGGUGCCGCUGGCCUCGUCUAUUACCACAAGAUUGCACCCAGCCUUGCAACACUGCCACCGAAAGCACCCUUGCCCGGAUCUGCCGCUGUUGAUGGCAGGGAUGCUGUCUUUAUUCCACUUCGAGAGAUUGCAAGCUCCCAUACGGUACUCGCUGUUGCUCUUGUCGGUGUCAUCCUGUUGCAGAGCGGUCAAUACUACAGCGAACGACUGGAAGAACGUGAACGCAUCGAAGAAGACGAGGCUCGGAUCCGAAGACGGCAGCGGCGACGCGAGCAGGAGGAAAAGCGCAAGGAGCGACUACAGUCGUCUACUUGCUCCUAG
Messenger RNA from Mycosarcoma maydis (corn smut), 606 nucleotides. RefSeq lists its product as uncharacterized. The coding region runs from base 1 to 606 and encodes 201 amino acids. The transcript has 2 exons. NCBI's taxonomy places the organism in Eukaryota, Fungi, Basidiomycota, Ustilaginomycetes, Ustilaginales. The record is from RefSeq and is a predicted model, not a curated record. Gene Ontology annotation, cellular component: endoplasmic reticulum membrane. Gene Ontology annotation, biological process: endoplasmic reticulum to Golgi vesicle-mediated transport.